AUGCUCACGCAAGCAGUUGCCACCUACUGCCGCGCCGGUGUAUGGUACGUCACACUUCUCAUGCUCAGUGUCGCGGCGCUCGCGUGCGUCUACAUGCUUGCGUCCCGCGGGCAUUUCGAGGGCUUGAACAUGCUCGAACUCUCGCGGGUCGGGGGCAUCGUCUGGGUCGGCCGGCCACUCCUCUUUCUUCGGUCCAUGACGGCGCUCUGCCUCCUCUCGACCGCGACGCUGGAGCUUCAUACGUCUGGCUACCGCAGCUACUUUGCGGCUGUGCCCACGCCGUGGUAUAAGAUUGCGCUGGCGGCCGGCGAGGUCACGUGGCUUGUCUCGGUCGUCAACGACGUUGCGCUCAUCGUGACGAAGGAGUACUCGAUGUACUAUACAACAGCCAACAGCCUUCUCGUGUGGCUCAUUGUUGCGACUCUCGCGGGGGCGUCGCCCGUUGAAGCCACACUCGCGCUCUCACCGCACUGCCAGGUUGCGCAGUUGGAUCUUCUUGUGACGUGUGCUGCCGGCGACCUAGUGAUCGGCCAAGUGCGUCGCUUGCUGGCGCUCAUUUGCAUUGUCAUUGGAUGCAAUAUGGUGUGCUUUGGAGUUGUCCGAUGCUGCAUGCGCCGCCCGCAAAGCCGUGUGACGUCGCUCUUGCUCUCGAGUGGCGCGAAAUACCUGUUCCUGCACGACGGCCGCCUCGUGGACGAGGUCUACUACUUGGAUCGCGCGUCGGCGGCCAUCGCCGGUCUUCUGACACUGCGCGUCGGACAUGUCAUGUAUGCCCUCGACAUAAAGCUCUGGCGACUCUUUCCGGUAUCGCUGCCACGGACCCAGCACGAGUGCCCGCUCCGUGACGCUGCCUUGCCCCUUUGCAACCUAGAACGUGAGAGCUCGACACCAAACACUGUGCAUUAGUAGAUUAUCUCGAAACCAAAGACUGUGCAUUCAAUGAUAUUUAACAAUACAUAUUCAAAUGUGUGUAUUUGCUUGCG
Molecule: messenger RNA, 983 nt
Organism: Saprolegnia diclina VS20
Lineage: Eukaryota; Oomycota; Saprolegniomycetes; Saprolegniales; Saprolegniaceae
Exons: 1
Coding region: 1-906 (301 amino acids)
Source: RefSeq, a predicted model, not a curated record